Camellia sinensis is the source of this 546-nucleotide messenger RNA. Lineage: Eukaryota; Viridiplantae; Streptophyta; Magnoliopsida; Ericales; Theaceae. The record is from RefSeq and is a predicted model, not a curated record.
AUGUUUAUAAGGAAGUUGACAUCAAGUAUUGUUCUUCUUCUGGUUUAUGUGGAUGACAUUGCUUUCUCUAGUAAUGACUUAGCUUCGAUAAAUGAGCUUACGAGAACAUUAAGAACCCAGUUUGAUAUGAAAGAUUUAGGGGACUCAAAGUCGUUUCUGGGGAUUGAAGUGAUGAGGUCGCAAAGAGGUUUGGAACCCAGUGCAACCCAAGUAUAUCUAGGAGUUCCUUUUACACGCUACGCUAUCCUCGGUGGCGAUAUCGUCAUCGGAGAUGAGCGGGUGGCUGAGCGUUAUCACGAGCUAAUGUCGCAACUGAAUGUUCCAUUUUCGUUAGAGAAAUCAUUAGUAUCGUCAGUUGGUGCUUUGGAGUUUGCUAAGCGGUUCUUCGUACGUGGGGUGACUAAGAACUUGAGUCCCGUCUCCUGUCGCAUGUUAAGAUCCUUAGUUAGUUCCAUAUCCCUUGUUUCUGUAAUGAGGGCUAUUAUGUCUACGGAUCUUCCAUUAUCGUAUCGUUUACGAGAAGCUGGGUACCGGGUGUAUACUUGA